Medicago truncatula (barrel medic) is the source of this 4027-nucleotide messenger RNA. RefSeq names its product protein STABILIZED1. The record is from RefSeq and is a predicted model, not a curated record. Gene Ontology annotation, biological process: spliceosomal tri-snRNP complex assembly; gene silencing by siRNA-directed DNA methylation; positive regulation of primary miRNA processing. NCBI's taxonomy places the organism in Eukaryota, Viridiplantae, Streptophyta, Magnoliopsida, Fabales, Fabaceae. The transcript has 2 exons. Gene Ontology annotation, molecular function: protein binding. Gene Ontology annotation, cellular component: U4/U6 x U5 tri-snRNP complex; catalytic step 2 spliceosome. Bases 127 to 3291 code for a protein of 1054 amino acids.
CGAUUUUUUUUUUUAAAGAGGAAACCAAUUUUCUUAAGUCGGUUUUCACGCAUCUCUUAUAUUCUUCUUAAUCUCCAUCAACCAAAAACGAAACCUUGCGACGUUAAUUCUCUAUAACCAAAAACCAUGGUAUUCAUCGUUCCACCCACCGGAAAAAUCCUCUCCCUCGACAUAAACCCUAACACCACCACUCUCCACAAUCUCAAAACUGAAAUCGAAAAUUUCCACGGAAUUCCAAUUUCACACCAACGAUUAUUCCUUUCACAGAGUCUCAAAUUACUCGCCGAUAACGAUUCAACCCUAAUCUCAAAUCUCGGUGUUGGAAAUUACUCAACCCUAACCCUACACGUCCCCUUUUACGGCGGAACACAACCACCCGCCGUCCCCAAACCGCCUCGUUUCGAUUUUCUUAAUUCCAAACCGCCUGCUAAUUAUGUUGCCGGACUUGGUCGUGGUGCCACCGGGUUUACUACCCGGUCUGAUAUUGGUCCGGCGCGUGCUGCGCCGGAUCUUCCUGAUAGAUCAGCACCAGGUGCCGCACCAGCUGGUGCGGCUCCCAUUGGGAGAGGGAAAGGUAGGGAGGAUGUUGCUGAGGAAGAUGAUGAAGGGGAGGAUAAGGGGUAUGAUGAGAAUCAGAAAUUUGAUGAGUUUGAAGGGAAUGAUGUGGGGUUGUUUGCUUCUGCUGAGUAUGAUGAGGAUGAUAGAGAAGCUGAUGCUGUUUGGGAAGGGAUUGAUAAGAGGAUGGAUUCGAGGAGGAAGGAUCGGAGAGAGGCGCGGUUGAAGGAGGAGAUUGAGAAGUAUAGAGCUUCGAAUCCGAAGAUUACUGAGCAGUUUGCUGAUUUGAAAAGGAAGUUGUAUACUUUGUCUACUGAUGAUUGGCAGAGUUUGGAGAAGUUUGAGAGUGGUGGUUAUUCGUCAAAGAAUAAGAAGAAGAGGUUUGAGAGUUUUGUUCCUGUGCCUGAUACGCUUCUUGAGAAAGCGAGGCAGGAGCAAGAGCAUGUGACUGCGUUGGAUCCUAAGAGUAGGGCUGCUUCGGCGAAUGGGACUGAGACUCCGUGGUCACAGACGCCGGUUACUGAUUUGACUGCUGUUGGUGAGGGGAGAGGGACUGUUUUGUCGUUGAAAUUGGAUAGGUUGUCCGAUUCAGUUUCUGGGAUGACUAAUGUUGAUCCGAAGGGGUAUCUUACUGUUUUGAAUAGUAUGAAGAUUACUAGUGAUGCUGAGAUUUCUGAUUUUAAGAAGGCUAGGUUGUUGUUGAAGAGUGUUACUCAGACGAAUCCGAAACAUCCUCCUGGUUGGAUUGCUGCUGCAAGGUUGGAGGAGUUGGCGGGUAAGCUUCAGGCGGCUAGGCAGUUGAUACAGAAAGGGUGUGAAGAAUGUCCCAAGAAUGAAGAUGUGUGGUUGGAGGCUUGUAGAUUGGCAAAUCCCGAUGAUGCCAAGGCUGUGAUAGCUCAGGGUGUUAAGUCAAUUCCCACUUCAGUUAAGUUGUGGAUGCAGGCUUCGAAAUUGGAAAACGAUGAUAUGAAUAGAAGUAGGGUGUUGAGGAAAGGGUUGGAGCACAUUCCUGAUUCUGUUAGGUUGUGGAAGGCUGUUGUGGAGCUUGCAAAUGAAGAAGAUGCUAGACUUUUACUUCACAGAGCUGUGGAAUUUUGUCCAUUGCAUGUAGAAUUGUGGCUUGCGCUUGCUAGGUUGGAAACUUAUGACAAUGCCAAGAAGGUUCUCAAUAAGGCAAGAGAGGGGCUGCCCAAGGAGCCAGCAAUAUGGAUAACGGCCGCCAAGUUGGAAGAAGCUAAUGGGGGGGCUAAAGAGUUUAUUACAUUGGCCGAUGGGACGAAGGUAAACAAGGUUGAAACGAUUACUAGAAGGGGUAUAAGGGCUUUGCAAAAUGGAAAUAUGGUGAUUGAUAGAGAAGCUUGGAUGAAGGAAGCUGAGGCGGCAGAACGAGCUGGUUCAGUUGCAACAUGCCAGGCAAUAAUCAAAUGUACUAUUGGAAUUGGAGUUGAAAAAGAAGAUAGGAAGAGAACAUGGGUUGCCGAUGCUGAGGAAUGCAAGAAAAGAGGUUCUAUUGAGACUGCUAGAGCUAUAUAUGAUCACGCCUUAAGUGUCUUCUUAACUAAGAAGAGCAUAUGGAUCAAAGCAGCACAACUUGAAAGGAGUCAUGGUACCAGGGAAACUCUUGAUUCAUUACUUCGCAAAGCAGUUACCUACAGACCACAGGCUGAAGUUCUUUGGCUUAUGGGUGCCAAGGAGAAGUGGCUUGCUGGAGAUGUGCCUGCCGCCCGUGCAAUUCUCCAAGAAGCUUACGCUGCUAUUCCCAAUUCAGAGGAAAUAUGGCUUGCGGCUUUUAAACUAGAGUUUGAAAAUCAUGAACCGGAAAGAGCUAGAAUGUUGUUGGCUAAAGCGCGAGAGAGAGGAGGUACAGAGAGAGUUUGGAUGAAAUCAGCUAUUGUAGAGAGAGAACUCGGAAACAUUGAAGAGGAAAGGAAAUUGCUAAAUGAAGGACUUAAGCAAUUCCCUUCAUUCUUUAAAUUGUGGUUGAUGCUUGGCCAGCUUGAGGAACGUCUUGCUGAGGCUGCAAAGCAGCAGGAUCAGACUGAGAAGCAGCAUUCUCACAAGAUGGAAGCUAAGAAGGUCUAUGAUUCUGGACUGAAAAGUUGUCCUAAUUCUGUACCCCUUUGGCUCUCUCUUGCUAAUCUCGAAGAGGAGAUGAGUGGGCUGAGUAAAGCUCGUGCAGCUCUCACAAUGGCUCGAAAGAGGAAUCCUCAAAACCCUGAACUCUGGCUAGCAGCUGUUAGAGCAGAAUUAAAGCAUGGUUAUAAGAAAGAAGCUGAUAUUUUGAUGGCAAAAGCAUUGCAGGAGUGUCCCAACAGUGGCAUUCUAUGGGCUGCUUCAAUUGAGAUGGCUCCUCGUCCCCAACGUAAAAGCAAGAGUAUGGAUGCCCUAAAGAAAUGUGAGCAUGAUCCCCAUGUUAUAGCUGCUGUGGCCAAAUUAUUCUGGAUUGAUAGGAAGGUGGACAAAGCCAGGAAUUGGCUGAAUAAGGCUGUGACACUUGCUCCUGACGUUGGUGAUUUUUGGGCUUUGUUAUACAAAUUUGAACUACAGCAUGGAACUGAGGAGAACCAGAAGGAUGUAUUGAAGAGAUGUGUCGCUGCUGAACCAAAACACGGAGAGAAAUGGCAACCAGUCUCAAAGGCAGUGGAGAACUCUCACCAACCAACGGAAUCCAUCUUGAAGAAAGUGGUUAUUGCACUUGGGAAGGAGGAGAAGGCAGCUGAGGAUAGUAAACAUUGAUUUGCCAGGACUUUAGCAUCUUUCUGUCGAAAAAAAUGAUUGUCGCAUCUUUACCAAUGUAUUCUGUUCCCAGCAGCUGUUGGAAUCUGAGCUGACUCCAAUUCUGAGGCCAUUCUAUUGGUAAGCAUUUAUUGCUGGGCAUCUGAGCUGGGGUACAAUGCAUUUGGGUAUACUAUAAAAUGGUUCUUCACAAAAAAAAAAAAAAAAAACUAUAUAAUGGUUAUUAUAAUCCUGAUUCUGUUCUAAUAAUGGGAUCUUGUUUGUUGUUUACUGUCAACUUUUUACUCUGAAUGCUAUAUUUCUUCCUGCUUUAAAUUAUGUGUGACUUUCCAUCCAACUAUUGGUAGGGUUGCUGCAAAGGCAUGCUCAGUGAAUUUUGAAUGAUUUUUCUUUUCUUCUUUACUCUGACUUGGAUUAUGAUUAUUCAGUUUUCUUAACUCAAGAACCAUGACAUGGUUCCAAGGAGUUCUGCUCUUAUUUGUGCGAAUAUACCAAAUAUCAUAGGCUGCUAAGAUGAGCUUUGCAAGUUUGAAAUACACAGGCACUUAAAAUUAUAGUCUAUCAUAUGUAUUCUCUUGAUUGAAAGGCAGGCACUAUUCUAUCUAUACUGAUGUAACUUUGACUUACUGAAUAACAUUAUUUCUUCGAUUUUACAUCAGCUGUAAGGUAUAUUAUAUUUUGUUAUGAUCUCAUUUCAGCAAUAAUAGCUGCAGUAUAAUGCUUACAUUAUAGUUAA